AUGCUGACUCAGCGUCUGAAGACUAGCCUGCUCAUCCUGGCACUCUCCCUUGCCUCCAUCGCAAUUCGGUCGCCUUUCCAGAAGGCCAGGCAGGCAUCAUCCAGGAGCAUGGCGACGCAGCAAACGUCACGUACAGUGGUCAAAUCUGUGCUGGCCAUUGAGCAAGAAGAGGGCAUUGGCGCUCGUGUGCGACGCUCAAUCGGCACAGCAGCCUUGCAGAAUUUGUCACCCUUCCUGAUGCUCGACCACUUCCGCGUACCGCGUGGGGCCGGCUUCGGCGACCAUCCCCAUCGGGGGUUCAGUACGCUCACGAUGAUGCUCAAGGGAAUGUCGAGGCAUGAGGACUCAAAGGGUCACGCUGGCGAGCUCAAGACGGGUGGCGUGCAAUUCAUGAAAGCGGGCCGAGGGAUCAUGCAUUCCGAAGUGCCCGUGCAUGUCGAGGGUGAGCCAGACCCGGAGGGUAUGCAGCUCUGGAUAGACUUGCCGAAAGCCAACAAACUCGAUGCGCCAUCCUAUCACGAGCUUGACGCAGAAGAGAUACCGGCAGCCUAUCCUCUCGGAAAGCAUGGCGGGAUUGAGAUCAAGGUCCUAGCCGGUGCGAGUCCUGACCAAUCGACCGCAGCCGUUGAGGGACCUAUUCAUGAAGUCAGCGGUGGCGGACUUGUCUAUCUUGACGUGCGCUUCAGCGAGAGCCAAGUGGCGUACUUUCAAUCUAUGCCUGUCGGCUGGACUGCCUUUGUCUAUGUCAUUGCUGGCUCUGCAGAGAUUGGCGGUGUUGCGACCCAGACUUAUCACACAGCCGUGCUGAGCUCAGCGCAAGAUCAGACCGGCAUCACACUGCUCAGCAAGUCAGCAGAUGCUCGGCUGCUCGUCGUGGCUGGCAAAGCGCUCAAUCAGACAGUCUACCAGCAUGGUCCUUUCGUCAUGUGUAGUCGGGAAGAUGUGAUACAGACGAUCUACGAUUUCCAGCAAGGCAAGAACGGCUUCGAGGGCGCUGCGGAAUGGCAGUCCAAGAUCGGGUCUCCAGUUUUGAGCGGCAAUGACGGCGAUGUGGUCGGCCAAAGCAGCGGAAGUGAUCGAGCGACCCGGCAAGAGAUUAUGGGCACACAUGGCACCGGAACACUGGGCGAGACCUUAUUGGAGAUCAGAGCGACCCGUGAAACUCUCGAGCAACAGCAACAAUACGACCAGCGAUCUCUUCGACCCGAAUCGCGCAGCAAGAUUGUUGAUCAGAUCAGAGUGGGCAGACGAGACUUGCCGGCCCAGAUGACGACCGAAACUGCAAGAUUCUCGUCUGAACUGGCGGCAAAGACCAGGUGGACGGGCUCGCUUCUUGCGAGCAUGUCAUCCAGGGAUCAGCAUAGAAUUUGUCUGCACCGCUUACACAUCUGCGACAUAGGCAAAGCAAGACUUGGCAGCCGGUAA
This is a messenger RNA of Mixia osmundae IAM 14324, 1425 nucleotides long. RefSeq lists its product as uncharacterized. NCBI's taxonomy places the organism in Eukaryota, Fungi, Basidiomycota, Mixiomycetes, Mixiales, Mixiaceae. The record is from RefSeq and is a predicted model, not a curated record. The transcript is spliced from 2 exons. Bases 1 to 1425 code for a protein of 474 amino acids.